Molecule: messenger RNA, 256 nt
Organism: Ilex paraguariensis (yerba mate)
Lineage: Eukaryota; Viridiplantae; Streptophyta; Magnoliopsida; Aquifoliales; Aquifoliaceae
Source: the annotation of a GenBank genome assembly
AUGGAGGAAGAACCGGUGGCUUCCGAAACAGCGACUCGCCGCUCGAAAAGGACUAGGGCUCAGACUAGGACUGCUGAACAUCAACCUAGCACGGCCAAUGCCAAAGGCAGGAAUGACCACGACAGAACCAGCGAAAAUCAGGAGGAAAGAGAAGAAUCUUUUGAUGAUUUUGACGAACCUCGCCUGAGAACUAAACGUAAUCGAGCUACGGAGUCCGCUACAGUAGCAUCUCGUAAAACAGAUCAGAGCCUGAUCG